This is a messenger RNA of Podospora pseudocomata, 561 nucleotides long. RefSeq names its product Histone H4. Gene Ontology annotation, molecular function: DNA binding; structural constituent of chromatin; protein heterodimerization activity. Lineage: Eukaryota; Fungi; Ascomycota; Sordariomycetes; Sordariales; Podosporaceae. Gene Ontology annotation, cellular component: nucleosome. The coding region runs from base 1 to 312 and encodes 103 amino acids. Gene Ontology annotation, biological process: nucleosome assembly. The record is from RefSeq and is a predicted model, not a curated record. The transcript is spliced from 2 exons.
AUGACUGGACGCGGCAAAGGCGGCAAGGGCCUCGGAAAGGGCGGUGCCAAGCGCCACAGAAAGAUUCUUCGCGACAACAUCCAGGGCAUCACCAAGCCCGCCAUCCGCCGUCUCGCCCGUCGUGGCGGUGUGAAGCGUAUCUCGGCCAUGAUCUACGAGGAGACCCGCGGCGUCCUCAAGUCCUUCCUCGAGGGCGUCAUCCGUGACGCCGUCACCUACACCGAGCACGCCAAGCGCAAGACUGUCACAUCCCUCGACGUUGUCUACGCCCUCAAGAGACAAGGCCGCACCCUCUACGGUUUCGGUGGUUAAACAAUCACUGGGAAGUCGUUUACGAUUUGCAUUUCAUGACGGGUUAUCACUUAUUACUGGGCGCUGCGUUCUUUUUCCUGUUUUACACAUUUGGGGGCAAAUACUCUGGGACAAUUGGGAUUUUGUUUUAUUUUCCUCGCGUUUUUUUUAUGAUGGACGGUGGCGGCGAUGGUGUACCAUAUGGGACGAGGAGAAGGGGGGGAGAUUGAGUUAGUAGCAUCUCUUGAUGUGAAAGCGGAAUACCAAACA